AUGCAGUACCUAGAGCCUGACGAGAACAUCGCUAGCGGUCUCCUCGACUGGCAGUCGCAUAUCGAUGAGCCGCAGGCCGAGUAUCUCGAGAUGGAUGGCGCCGAAAGUUUCCGGUCGGCGCGCACUGAGCCCGGGGCCCUGUCCAAGGGCGCGACUGCUACUGGGACGGACUGGCGCGCUACAGAAGCGCCCCGCUCGCCGCCCGUCGAACCAGUGAACAGCAAGGCUUUCGACACGUCGUUUCACGACGAGUCAACAGACAUGUCGGUGGACAUGCGUGAGUAUGCGGCUGCCUCACCGGCCGCCGCCGCUCCUUCGCAGACGCGGGCGCCUACCAAAAAGGCCAAGUGGCCCUGGCUCCUUGCGGCGCUCGUGCUCGUAGCUGUGCUGGCUAUCGCGCUCGGUGCUGGCCUGGGCGUGGGACUCUCGAAGAAGAGCAAGGACACAUCUGCGCCGCCGGCACCAGCUACGUCGGAGCUGGCUGACCUGCCCAAGUGGGACUGGCUCUCACCCUCGAAAAAGGCCUUUGGUGUGAACCUGGGCGGCUGGCUCAUGCUGGAGCGCUGGAUGUACGAGGACUGGAUGGUCGGCGUCGGUGGACCGAACGCAUGGGACGAGCUUCGCCUGUCGCAGCGGCUCGGCGACCGCACGGUCGACGUGCUCAACUCGCACAUGGACUCCUGGAUCACCGAGCAGGACCUCGACCGGAUCCAGUCGUUUGGAAUGAACAUGCUCCGUGUGCCGAUUGGGUACUGGCCCUUCCUCUCGACGCGCAUCACGGGCGAGCCGUACCGGAAUGCGACGCAGCUGGACCACCUGUCCAACCUCAUGCACUGGGCGUGGAAGCGGGGCCUCUACAUCCUGCUUGACUUGCAUGGCAUGCCCGGCAGCCAGAACAACGACCAGUCGUCUGGCCGCAACGACACGAGGCGCACCGCUGACAACUAUGUGGACUUUUAUUCCGACAAGAACCAGGAGUACUCCCGGCAGGUCGUCACGUCGGCGCUCCAGUGGGUCGAACGGCACCCCGCGAAGUCGGUGAUCGCCGGCUUCACCUCUGUGAAUGAGCCACGCGUCUACAACAACCCUCGGUACCUGCAGAAACUACGCAGCUUUUACGACUUCAGCAUCGAACAGCUCUCGUCCCUCAACAUACCCCUGGUGGCGCACCAUGCUUUCGUGAAUAAUCCCUACGACGAAUGGAGUGCAUACGCGAGCUCCAAGGGGCCCUCGCGCUUCAUCCUCGACGAUCAUCCGUACCCUGCGUGGUUCCAAAAUCCUCUGCCCAGUAAGAUCGAUUCCAUCGUGCAGAGCGUGUGCCAGUACGGCAGCGAUAUGCAGCGCUUUCCCACGCCCGUGCUCAUGGGCGAGUACUCCCCCGUGAGCAUUCUGAAUGGCUCGACCGCCACCACCGACCUGCUCAAGACGGAGCUCAAAGUCUUUGGCUGGUCCGCUGGCUCCCUCUUUUUCACGUACCGCAUCAACGCCUCCGCAAACCCCGUGGCCGGCGAAGCGGCGCCGAUUGCUCUCAAAUACUCCUUCUACGACAUGGCCCUGCCGAACAGCGACGUUGGCCAAUUCCCUCGUUUCGACAACAAGACGCCCGUCAUCGACUGGACCAACCAGCUGGCAAGCUCGUGCGGCAGCGCACCUUCUCUUUCGUGGACCCGAUCCAGCUAG
This is a messenger RNA of Malassezia sympodialis ATCC 42132, 1680 nucleotides long. Its product is annotated as Exo-B-1,3-glucanase (GH 5 family)-like protein. The coding region runs from base 1 to 1680 and encodes 559 amino acids. Gene Ontology annotation, biological process: glucan catabolic process. Lineage: Eukaryota; Fungi; Basidiomycota; Malasseziomycetes; Malasseziales; Malasseziaceae. The record is from RefSeq and is a predicted model, not a curated record. Gene Ontology annotation, cellular component: extracellular region; cell surface. Gene Ontology annotation, molecular function: beta-glucosidase activity. The transcript has 2 exons.